Messenger RNA from Chara braunii, 3800 nucleotides. NCBI's taxonomy places the organism in Eukaryota, Viridiplantae, Streptophyta, Charophyceae, Charales, Characeae. The record is from the annotation of a GenBank genome assembly.
CGAUUGCUUCUGUUGAUGCAAUGUCCCAUCUUGUGCUGCGGGAGAUAGAGAUAGAGAUAGGUGACAUUAAUGCAUCCCUCGUCAUUUUUCUUAUGGAUAUCUCAUCCAGGGAGACGUCGUAAGGGUUCAAAUGAUGUGGAUAAGAGGUACAACAAAAGGUCGAAACUGUAUCGCGACAAGGCGUGGACUCUCGACUGGGUCGGAGUGGCCGGCGAGUCCGGGUGCGGUGCUGCUGUGUUUUUGACGGAGGACGAAGGGGCGACCUGGUACUGUUGUGGUGGCAUCAUCAGGUCUGAAAUUGACAAGGCAACGACGGAGAAGGGCAAGGUCGACGAGCGAGAAUUGAGGAAGUUCUUCCUCACUUCGGUGUACGAUGAGCAGGGUGCCGACUGGGUCAAGRCUGACCACAAGGUCAGCCUCGACCUCGCUCUGUUCAAGKUGUAUGGUCAGAAGGCAUUCGCUAUGAAAGCCUUCGGCGGCAAUCGAGAUGGGAAUGCCUUGAAGAUGCUCUUACCCAUUGAAUUCCUCAGCAAGACCAACGGGUAUAGGAAAAGUGGUCAAUUCUUGACGGUCGCCGCUGGUCACCAGCUCUCGUUACCUCUUGUCCCGUUCGAUGCUCCUGUCGAGAGUCUCGCAGGCUUAUCAAUGUGCUCUAGCGAUCGGCGGCAGGUCGUGUCGACACCGCAACAACCUGCCGGCGGGAAGCAGAAAGUCAUUACUUACCAGAGGCGUUCGGGCGGUGGUCCAUCGGGAAACCUUCCGAAGAAGAAAGGGCUCCCCAUACCUCCUUCGGAUCUUCCUGGACGCUCGCGUUCUGGUGCCAUCUCGCGCUUGCGGGACACCACUCAACGUGGAAUGGACGAGGAGUCGGACGAAGAAACGGAAGAAGACGAACGGGUUCAGCGAAUGCAAUCGCGGUUGUUAGCGACACCUCGGCACAUCCAGGGCGAAGGCUCUUGCGAUGUGAAUGUGGGGCGGGAAGCUGGUGGAGGUGCCGAAGCCCAAGUGAGGGACGAUGGGGAAUACGACGAGGAUGAAGGGGAGUGUGGUACUGGAGAGCGCCGAGAACAGGUUGGAGGAGGGGCAGACCAUAUGGAGUGGGAAAAGGUUGCGGCGGACGGUGGGGUGGGCGGUGGUGUUGUGCGUGGUUCGGAAAUGGGAGACGAGGAAUUGGAAGACGAAGGAGAAGACGUGGAUGCUUCCGCGGGGCUUGGUUCCAUGGGGAGGGGAAAACGUACUGCACAAUCGUCGCCAAAGCCUGCUGCGCCUAAGAAACAGGCUCGAAGAAAAGAUGUGGACGAAGCUCGGGUCGCCUUGGAUGCAUCUCAAGGGACGCUUGGUGACGUCGAUGUGAAAUGCAAAUCAAGUGCUCGGAUUCGCAAAACGUCACAACCCAAGAAACCCAUGCGGCCAUCAAGGCGUCACAAAUCGGACGACUCCAGCGACGAUGCUGAAGGCAUUCUUCCAAUUUCGGCGGGAGAUAUAGCCUUCAACCAGCGAUCGCUGGACUUGGUCAUCGUUGCAGGCAUCGAUGCGGCAAUCGAGACAUCAACUCGUCCAAGGUCCGCGGAUGAUCCGGCCCCGUGGGAUCCACUGGAGCUGGUGCUGGCUCCGAUUAUGCCAUCGCUUGAGCAUUCGGACAGCCAAGGGAUACGAGUCCUUCCGCAGUACUUCAAUCCCGAUAGGACAGGCGAGUAUUUCUAUUACCCGGUUGCCGGUCAACAUACUUCCGAAGCUAUGAAAAGAGCAGUGGCGAGGAAAUCUGAAGCUGUUCAAGUGUUCGGCUUUCGGAAUUAUGAUCGUGUACGGAUUAUUUAUUUCAACGACGACCACACGAACGGGUACGUGUAUGUUUCGACAUACGACAACACGAGAGCUGAUCGUGCUAUGUUGCCAUCGUUCCACCAAGCCUGCGAGGACAUCAGAGGAUUUUGGGACUUGAAGAAACGGAUCGAGCCAGUGGGGAACAUGUCCAAAGGGGAUCCCACCAGUGUGGCGCACCAAGAAGAGUGGAGGAAAUUUUUGAGACUUUGCAUGGGGAAGUCAUGUGAAAAAUCGUUGUGGACGGAGUCGUUGUCUCCGAAGUGGCAAACGGACUGGACGAACAGAAUGAGGGGAUACAUGAAUGUUGCCAUAUGCAAGGACAGGAUAUGGCCAUUGGUAAAGGAGUUUUUUCAGAAGUUCGAGGCGGGGGAGUUGCCGCUACACGACAACAAAUGCCCGAAGGACUUGCCGGGGAAGCAGGAAGGGCGGUUGUCGGGCCAAUUCACUGAAGAGGUGCAGGGGAAGAAGGAGGUGUUCCGUUGCAUAGCGGCUAGGGACAGGGGACCGAACGCUACGGUGUCCUUCAAAGAUCUCUACGGAAACUUGCAAGCCGACUACAAGGACCCGAUGACGGUCGUUCUGCAUGCCGAGGGCGGCGACCUCAGGAAGGUCACGAGGAUCCCUAGGUCGGAGGCGGAGCUAGUGGAGCUUCACGUUGAGGAGGAGAAGUUCAAGAGGUGCACAGCAAAGCACGGCGACGAUGAAGGAAACGAACGACAGGAAUAUGGGCGGUGGGAACGACAUCCGACACGGAUGCAGAAGCUAUGUAGUUCAUUUCUGCAUGAGGAUCAGGAGGUGUUACUUAUCGGAAAACCACAUGCUGGACUUGUGUGGGAGCUUCUGCGCGCGGGCUAUCAUGUUUUUGCAUGCGACGGGUCGUCCAAAGACAUCUCGUACUUGACGAAGGCCAUCGACAUUCUUGGAAAGGACGCAAGAAACGAUUGCACGGUUGAGAGGCAGAAGACGAUGCAGUGCCCAGACAGAGAUAUGUACCACAAGCUCGGCAAGAAGAGAAACAAAAUGUGGGACUAUCUGUUCCAAGGCCAACCCAAAUCGCCAUUCGAGAAUGACUACAUAGUUCGCAAAGCGAUGGCACAGGAAGCGUAUGGUGGCUACCAUAAAGCGCAGGUGGGUGCGUUUGCAAUGUUCGUGGCGAGAUGUGAACAAAUGAGGUUCGCAGCCAAUCAGGCUACGCUAUCGUACGAUGAGUACAACAAAAUCGCCAAAACAACCGAUUCAUGGAAUCCGAUAGAGAGCGACGAGGAGACCGAAACAUCGAACCUUGAAAUCGAAGAGCGAGUGAAACGUUUGCGAGAGGGAAUGCAGAGUGUGCCAGCAUGCAGCGUGCCGAACGAGAAUCGAGAAGAAGGUCUUACGAAAUCGGGAGGUGCGAGCAGUCCAACACGUGACGUGACCGACAGGGCGAGUUCCGUCAGUGAACAGCCGUACUUCAUUGAAGACAAGGUGCCAGAAACGACGUUUGAGAAGUGGGGACACCACAUUUUGUGGCACACAGACGUAUUCGAGCCAUGCAUUUUCAAGGGGGAGUGGAUGAUGGCACUGCAUCUAACAUCAGGAUGGAAAGUCAAAGCCAGACUGGCAGAAGUACCGUGGCUGAAAGUGAAGAAGCGCGAAAUCGUAUUCCGUGUCAAGUGCGAAAACGAUGGAGCGGACGAGGCGGCUAUUGAGCAGAAGGCUCAAUUGCUAUUCAAUUUUCUGCACGCCAACAAUCAGCUGGAAUACAAACACAAGUUCUAUGAUUUGCCGUCAAGCCGGUCAUACAAGACCAUCGAUUGGAAGAUCGAACUUCCUGCAUGUCAAGGCAUCGAGACAAUCUAGUUGGGAUGCUCACAGCUUGGGGGCCGGUCGACGACACACUUUGCUGCCAGUGUCGGGGAAGCGAUGAGUCAAACUAAUGUCAAGAUAAUGAGGGUGGACAAGGGAACACGGAAUGUCGAUAAAGAUCCUUCGAACGU